AUGAUAAAAGAAAACAAUAAAAAUAUUAAUAGCGAUAAUAAUAAUAAUAUUAAUAAUAAUAAUAAUAAUAAUAAUAAUAAUAAUAAUAAUAAUAAAAAUGUUCAAAUUCCAAUUUAUAUACAAAAAAAAAUAUAUAAAUAUUUAAUUAUAAUGGAAUUAAAUAAGAGUGAUCAUGAUUCUUAUGAAAUCAAUUCAAAGAUGAUUGAAAAAUUUUCACUUUUAUCAUGGGAAUGGUUUAAUUUUAUUUCAUCAAAAAUUUAUCACACUUUAAUUAUCAAAGAUUAUCAAAGACUUGAACCAUUAAGAACCAAAGAUAAUGAUAAUAAAUUUUUAUUAAAAAAACCAGAAUCUGUAAAAUAUUUAAAAUUAGUUAACAUUAGUAAAUUAAAUGAAGAAAAAGUGAAUGAAACUAUAAAAUCAUUGGUAAAUUUAAAAUGGAUAACUUCAGAGCACAAUAAUUCAAUAUUUCAAAAAAUUAAAUUUAAAAAUAUUAGAAUCAAUAGUAUGAUUCUCAGAAAAUAUGAAGGACAGCUUCUUGAUCAUUAUGUUAAACGAGUUGAUUUUCUUCAUAUUGAAUCUCAAACACAAACUAAAAAUAUUAUUGAAGCGUUUAAAACUUCAAAAAUUUAUGGAUUCAAUCUAGAGUUAAAACAAAAUUACUCUCAAUUUAAUAUUACUAAAUUUCCUUGGAAAGAUUUAAUAGAGUGUCAAGUUCCAUCUGUAAAUGUACAAACAAAUAAAAGUUGUGUUACUGAUGUUGUUGAACAGCAACAACAACAAAUGGUCAACAUUGAAAGUAUAACUACUGAAAAUAGAUUACAAUGGUGUAAAGAUGUUAAAUUUUGUAUUUUAAAUGUUAAAAUGUUAAAUGAAUUUUUAAAAUCAACACCAAGAUUAAGAGAUUUAACCAUUGGUAUUUGCUUUUCAAAUUUAAUUUAUAAACUUUAUAAAAGAUAUAGUUCAAACUAUGAUGAAGAUGAACCAAACGUUUUAAAACCAUGUAGUUGCUCAAAUUCAUUUGAAAGAUGUUUUACUACGGAGAUUGAAAAUUCAAGAGUUGUUUGUUAUGAUGAUUUAUUCUCUGUUUAUUGGGAUGAAAUUUGUACAAUGUUAAUAAAUCAUAAAAAUUUGACAAUAUUAACCAUUACCGAUAGAUGUUUCAAUGAUAGAAAAAUAAGAUAUGAUGGUAUUGAAGAUGUAAUUACACCACAACUAUCAACUCCUGUAAUAACAACAUUGGAACAAAAUCAACACUUUUUCCAAUCAUUUGUUAAUUUAAUAUGUUCAACAAAUAAAUCAAUUAAAACUUUGGUUAUUAAUGCAUAUGAUUUCGUUCAAUUAGAUAUAGUAUCCAUUUUAAAUAACUCUAAUAGUACCAUAGAUACCUAUCAUUUCUCUUUCAAUGUUUCAACUGAUAAAAUAUACCAUACUAAAUCUAUUGAAAAGGUUACAGAAUACUUUAAUAAAUCACCAAAUAAUAUAAUCAAAUCUUUUAAAAUUACAAAUAAUUCUCAUACUGAAUUUAACUAUAAUCAAUCUAUAAAAAGAACUUUACCAAUUAAAUACAAUUCAAUUCUUUUAAACUUUAAAUAA
Molecule: messenger RNA, 1593 nt
Organism: Dictyostelium discoideum AX4
Lineage: Eukaryota; Evosea; Eumycetozoa; Dictyosteliales; Dictyosteliaceae
Exons: 1
Coding region: 1-1593 (530 amino acids)
Source: RefSeq, a predicted model, not a curated record